Molecule: messenger RNA, 1827 nt
Organism: Ceratina calcarata
Lineage: Eukaryota; Metazoa; Arthropoda; Insecta; Hymenoptera; Apidae
Gene: SCCRO4
Product: DCN1-like protein SCCRO4
Exons: 5
Coding region: 683-1468 (261 amino acids)
Biological process (GO): protein neddylation
Cellular component (GO): ubiquitin ligase complex
Molecular function (GO): ubiquitin-like protein binding; cullin family protein binding; ubiquitin conjugating enzyme binding
Source: RefSeq, a predicted model, not a curated record
GGAAUAAAAUGAAAUAAAGCUGAGCUGCAAAAAAAUUCCAUUUAACUGAGCAGCGUUUAGGUAGUAAAAAACAUCUAAAUUAAUAGAUUAGUUAAAUAUUUGAUGACGGUGACAGUACGUUUAAUAUUAUUUUUAUAGACUGAUCUGUAAAGCAAGUUUUAUAUUAAUGUUUAUGCUGGACUGUGAGAAAUACAUUUCUGGUACAAUUGUUCUAGUGGUUCGUUGAACAAGGUAGGGAGGGUCUCUUCAGUUCACAUUGUAAUUUUAUGUAUUUCUUCAUAAUAAUAUUCUAGUCAUUGAUCCAUUCCUUCAAAAUCUGAUGUCACAAUGCAAUUGAUCUUGCCAAAAAAUAUAAUUCGCGUACAUCAGCUGUGAUACAUGCAAACUUGAUCCUACUAUUUUCGUGUUGAAAAUAUAAUCCAGGAUCGUUUCAUCGCAGAAAUUUGCGUCAAUUCUUAGGUAUUUGCUUGCAACAUCACAUGUACAAAGUGGUUGAAACGAAAGCAAGAGACAUUGAAAAUUAUUUGAUACUGCAAUUUAUUAACGAGCCUAACCUCGAACUCAGCUCCUUGAGACGAAAGGAUGUCAUUUUAAACAAUAUACGUCAGUUAUAUCACGGAGUCUUUGAAUUUUACUAAUCUUUUAUAUUACUUACACCUCAUUGCUGCGUGUUAAAGGAGGGAUGCCACGCAGCAAACGUAGAGCACCCUCUAGCACAAAUCAUCAUACAUCUAUUGAAAUGUCACCUAGUGCCCAUGAAGAGGGUAUAUCGAGGCAUCCAUCAAAAAGGCUUAGACAUACCUCUAGUGGAAGACGUUAUGGAAAAACAGAAGAUGUUUCAAGUGCUACAACGUUUUCCCAAAAGCGUUGUAUCACAUGGUUUAGGGAAUACACGACACCCGAUGAUUCAGACAACCUUGGCCCUGAGGGAAUGGAAAAAUUUUGUGAGGAUAUCGGUGUAGAACCUGAGAACGUGGUGAUGCUUGUUCUCGCGUAUAAAAUGAACGCGAGGCAAAUGGGUUUCUUCACGCUAAGCGAAUGGUUGAAAGGCCUUUCGGAAUUACAGUGUGACUCUAUUAGUAAAAUACAACAAAAACUUGAGUACCUAAGGAAUCAGUUAAAUGAUCCACAUACAUUUAAGGGAAUUUACAGAUAUGCUUAUGAUUUUGCUAGAGACAAAGAUCAAAGAAGUAUGGAUAUGGAAACAGCACGAGUUAUGUUACAAUUACUCUUGGGGAAACAUUGGCCACUGUUCACCCAAUUUGCUCAGUUCCUAGAUCAAUCGAAGUACAAAGUGAUUAAUAAAGAUCAGUGGUGCAACAUUUUAGAAUUUUCUCGUACAAUCAAUAACGAUUUAUCCAAUUAUGAUUUAGAUGGAGCAUGGCCAGUGAUGCUCGACGAAUUUGUGGAGUGGUUAAAAAUGCAAAGAGGUGAAGAGGCAUCAUCGACAGAAACUAGAGGCAGCUGAAACGUUGAACAACAAUAGUCUACUAAAAUAACUCAUUUCUCUUGUCAUAUUUUGUUAACGACGAAAUUUCCGUUUCUAUCGUAACCUCGCAGCAUUUCAGUUAUCAUCAUUCGUACUGUAUUUUUUAUUAAUCAGUUAUCAUGUAAGUAGCUUAUCUUCAUAUGAUUUCGCGUUGUGUUCUAAACAGAUUCUUGUGAUUAAACAUUUUUUAGAUCAUUCUCGAUCAUUUAUCACCAUACAUUGCUGAUCCAGGGUUUGUCGCAGAAACUCUUGUGAUUGAAAGAAAAUUAUUUUGAUAUAACAUUUACUUGCGCAAUUUGUAAAAUCAAGUUUAAUACGGUGAAAAGUGAAACAUAUAA